Messenger RNA from Ordospora pajunii, 933 nucleotides. RefSeq lists its product as uncharacterized. Gene Ontology annotation, cellular component: nucleus. Bases 1 to 933 code for a protein of 310 amino acids. Gene Ontology annotation, molecular function: RNA binding. The record is from RefSeq and is a predicted model, not a curated record. NCBI's taxonomy places the organism in Eukaryota, Fungi, Microsporidia, Ordosporidae. The transcript has a single exon. Gene Ontology annotation, biological process: rRNA processing.
AUGGGGAAAAAGAAUUUGCUGAACGCUAAGAAAACAAAAAGUGAUGAAAGUAGUGCUGCAGCGGGAGAUACACAGAAAAGGAUUGCAUGCCUCGAAAUGAACUGGAAUGUGUUGAGCGUUAAGGAAAUUUUCGAUAUCUUUAGUUCGUUUCUGCACCAUUCAUCGCCUGUGUGUGUUAAGCUGUGUAAGACCGAGCUUGGAAGGAAUAAACUCGGAGAUGACAAUGUAUAUACAAACUGCGAGAAGAGUGAUAUAGGAAAAUACUAUUUUGCAAUUGCCGAGUUUGAGGAUGAGCAGGAUGCAGUUUGUGUGUACAAGGCAUGCGACGGCAUCGAGUAUGAGAAUUCCGGGUCAUUUUUUGAUUUGAGAUUCGUUUCUGAAAAGUUUGUGGUUAGGAAUGUUUGUGACGAAUUCCCUAGUACUAGUGCAUCUGCAAAAAGAAAACAGAAUGUGGAGCAUACAGCGAAUGGGAUAGAAUGUGAUUAUUCAGACAGCGAAUCUGCUGAGGAGCUGAAAAUGCUGUUUGAAGACGACGAAAUAGACUAUGAAAAGGUCGCCAAGCUUAUUGAGAUGUCUGACGAUGAAGAGGAUGCAAUAAAGCCAGACUACCACAAGCAAAAAGAAGAUUCAAAUGAGAAUAGCUUGCCUGAAGAUGAAGAUGACUUCAACAGUAUCUACGCAAAGUCAAAGAAGAAAAAGACUUUUGCUGUAAAAGAGCCUGAAAAGAAGCAAGUUGUGAUUCCUAAGGCUGACCAAGAGGAUGAAUGCAGUGGAUUUGUGUUUGAUCCGUUGGAUACGAGGUUUGGGGCAUUGUUCGAAGAUGCCAGCUUUUCUAUAGAUCCCACACAUCCUGAGUAUACAAAGAAAGGCAACCUGAAAGAAAUAGUAAAUGAAAAGCGCAAACGAUACGAAGCAGCGAUGAGUGAUGAUUGA